Molecule: messenger RNA, 867 nt
Organism: Ochotona princeps (American pika)
Lineage: Eukaryota; Metazoa; Chordata; Mammalia; Lagomorpha; Ochotonidae
Exons: 4
Coding region: 86-550 (154 amino acids)
Source: RefSeq, a predicted model, not a curated record
CGAGGACCCCUCCAGCCCAGGCAAAGUGAACCAAGUAUCUGUGACCUUCCCUCAGGCUCCUGAGGCAUUUGGGUAGUAGUCCACCAUGGCUUAUGGCUUGCCAAGGAAGAACACAGUGAAAACCAUUUUGAGGGGCAGUUGUUACAAUGUACAGGAACCUUGGGAUCUCGCAUUACUUACCAAGACCUGGUACACCAAUCUAGCCAACUUCAAGUUGCCUUUUUUGGAAGAAAUUAAAUAUGGCGGUCCUAUCAAGCUCAUGAAGUGUAAAAUUGCCAAGGAUGAUCUACUCCCUUCAGCGAAUUCCAUCAAAACUGAAAGGGAGUAUGAAAUGAAGCGCCUGGCUAAUCUUCAACGUCAAGAAAACACAUCCGAGGAGGUCCAGGGGUCCCUGAGAGGAAGGAAAGCUGGCUUGAGAAGACCUGUUCCGCCGAAGUCUCAAGCCCCUGCCAGUGGAGUCCGUCCUGUCCCCUGCGUCAGAGCAGAUGGAGGGCCUGAGACUCUGGCUGUGACCAACUCAGUGCAGAGCUAUGAUUACGUCCUGAUCUGAUGGGUGAGCAGGUGCCACACACGGGCAGGCGGAGGUUCCGACGGGGCUCCCCCCCGCUGACGGCACUGUAAGUUGAUGAACAUGCCUCCGAGGCAACUCACUUAAGCCGUGCAGUUUUAAUUUUCAUAGACCUGCACUAAGUGAAAAGAAAAACUGCUUGUGAGAGGCAUUAUUUUGAAGCAACAUUUUGAAACUGUAUCUUGGAGAAUCCCAAGAAGGGACUGAAGGAAAGCAAGGGAGAAAUCCCCUUGAAAAUGCUAAGUGCUGGACAUUUUCAUUUGGCUGCAGAAAAAUAGCAGAUUCCAUUUUUAACAGUU